GUCGCCGACUUCGAAAUCUACAUUUCGAUUUAUGAUUCUUGUACAUUAUUCCCAUUUCCAAAGAACUCUGUUUAUUUUACGCCAUAAUUAUACCUCGUAUCACUUCUUUUAAAUUGUUUCUCGUACAAGACUUACCCUUCGAACGAUGUUAAACCCAUGCCGUAAAUAUGCCUAAUCGUCGAUUGAACAUCGUGAGGAUCUUGAUGGUUUGGUUGCCGCUUACUGAAUACUCUCGGCGAUGUCAUCAACGUUCACAUGCCGCCAGUGCAUCUCCAGGUUGGCGCAAUCUAACUUCGGGCAGCUGAAAUUCAAGCAUUUCCAGCUACAUACACAAGCGGCUUCAACUACAGCGACGUUCCCCCCUCCAUGGGAUUUGCCGGAAGAACAAAGACGUGACAUCGCAAGCGACCACGAAAUCCAACUGCCUACAUAUUUUCCGACACCAGCCCCGCCAGUUCCUCAAAUUCAGCCGGCCGAGAAAAAACAAUUGGAGGAGAAAAUAAAGAAGUUUGUCCCACGACAGAAUGAGCUCUUUAAAGAGAAAAUCCGGGCAAUGCCAGUGGCAGGUUCUCGAGAUUUAAAAAGGAAGAUAUUGCAAUGCCGAGGGGAUUACUAUUUGGUUCAUGACGAUCUUAUGACUAGAUAUGGCUUGUCAAACGCAGAAGCCCUUCACGCAGUCACCCAGUUGGAAAGGCUUCUUUGGGGACGCUCUGCGGCAGAGGCAGGAUCACGACUUGAUGUAUUCCACGAUUGGAAAAUGCAUUUCCAAGAAUUAUCCCAACUCACUGAUGAUCCAGUUGAAAAGUUAAAAGUCGUCAGUCUCUUGAGGCGAGAUGCAAAAACAGUCAAAGAUAUAUGGCUCAGGCUAGACCCCCAAAAGCGCAAGUCAGUAUGGCCAGAUCUGAUGUUAUCCUCAUUCCGCUCAAACCCCGGCCAUCUGCGCAGUUUGGUUAUGGCUACUUUCCAUCACUCAUUAUGUCCAAGCUUUGUUGUCGAGGAUUUAGUGUACUUCCUCUUGAGACUUCUGGACGAUCCCCAAUCCUCCGAGAAAAAACGCCAGUACGGGAUCGACCUCGUUUUUUUCUUGCUUGCGAACUCUCCUCCAAAAUAUCUAGCAUUCCCUCAAACGACGAUCCGGGAGGUCCUAUCUUGGUUAUCUGUUUCCGGACCAAUUUCAUUUUACGAUGCCUUAACAAGGGUCGAUCAUCCGCUGCGUCCGAACACGUUGUUGCAUUUUGCAAGCCGUUUCGCUAAAGACCCACUGCGUAAAGUCGAAGCCGCCGAAAUCAUACAUUCCCUCUCGAGUAGGCCCGGGUUCGACAUCAACUCUCCUGCAGCUGCCAGUGUUUGUACGUCCCUUCUAACAUUGGAAAAGGGGGCUGAACUACCAGAUGACCAUGCCGCUCCAGACGAGUUAUUUAAAAUGCUCUUGGACGCUGGGUUUCGUCCGAAUCUCAUAAAUUUAUCCGCGUUGAUGCGGAAUUUCUGCGUUCGUGGGCGGGUCGAGAUUGCGUGGAACAUAUUUGACCUCCUAAUUGAGCGCGGUAUCGAACCAGAUGCCCAUGUGUUUUCCAUACUCCUGAACGGCUCCAAACAAACCUUAGAUAUGGAGUCUCUCGAGCGCAACGUCAACAUGAUCGAGGCCAGCAAUGCCUGGACUCCUCAUCUGGUUAAUGAUUUUUUGGAUUUUAUAUAUCGAUACAACGAGUUAUACACAGUUAAGGGGCGGAGACAACAGAAAGGGAAUACCGAGCUUGCUUGGAGACUUAUGGCCCGAUUAUACAUUAAAUUUUUCGAUCCAACCGCAUUACAACAAUUCACUCCAUUUCCACUAGAGAAUCUCCUCAUUCCACGACAAAGAAAACCGCCAGCACAUCUGGCCCAACUCGAUAAAUUGGUUGAUUCCCUUCCUACACGGCCAGAUGCCUUGCUUAUGUGGCCGGAUACUGUCACUCUAAAACUAAUGUUGAAGGUGCACCUCAGAAGUUUGUCCACAGUGAAAGCUUUGGUUAAACACGGAAACUACGUGAAGGCCAUGAUACUCAAAUAUACGAAGGAUCCCAUCAUCAGCCAAUUGCUCAAAGACCAAAAAGGAUGGCUGGACAACCUUUUUCUCCGGGGUUCGUUGCAGUUCAAACCAACAGUUUCGGCAAGCUUUAGGAUGCUCCGAAACAUGCGCGAGAAGGCCAAAUGGGAAGAACAAAGAUACGGCACAAAUAAAUACUGUUACCCGCCCUCGGUAUAUACCUACACGAUUUUGAUGAAGGGUAUGAGGAACCAUAAGCACACACGAGGUGUCCUCUUGGCGCUGAAAAAAAUGGUCGAGGAAGGGAUCACCCCGAAUAUUGCUGCUUGGAAUGCGAUUAUCGGUGCCCUGCUCCGAGAGAAUCUCAUCACGGCUGCUGUACGGGUUAUGCGGCAUGUAGAAGCUAUCGGAUUGCAGACGAACGCGCGCACUAUGCGCGAGAUUACGACUAGGCCAUUGUGGAAACAGAGACGGCUUGAUGCGCUGCUAAAGAAAGAACCACCGUCUACUGCUAAAUCGAAACGCGACACGCGCGAUUUUGUGGAGUGGCUGUGGCACGUUUGGGAGAGGAGGGGGAAGGAGGAGGUGCAACAUAUGCCGAUGAGGGAGGUUCGUAGGAUACUUAGAGAAGAUGCGAAGAAAGAAGAUGCCGAGCCAGAAGAUACGGGAUUAGAAUAUUAGACGCGGCUCGAGCCCCAUAAGAUUUGCAUGGGGAUUUGUUCGAUGGUCUUAGAACUCGCAGUCUUAAUCCUACGCCGAAAUGAAGGUUCUAGGAACCCCUCGUAGCGAGGCAAUUCAACUCAAAGACAAAAUCAAAAUAAUAAAAGAAUAUAAAUAAAUU
This is a messenger RNA of Hypoxylon trugodes, 2867 nucleotides long. RefSeq lists its product as uncharacterized. The transcript has a single exon. Lineage: Eukaryota; Fungi; Ascomycota; Sordariomycetes; Xylariales; Hypoxylaceae. Gene Ontology annotation, molecular function: protein binding. Bases 239 to 2707 code for a protein of 822 amino acids. The record is from RefSeq and is a predicted model, not a curated record.